Messenger RNA from Caenorhabditis angaria, 12431 nucleotides. The record is from the annotation of a GenBank genome assembly. Lineage: Eukaryota; Metazoa; Nematoda; Chromadorea; Rhabditida; Rhabditidae.
AUGAUGAGUGCUCGUGAUCCCCAACUGAAACAAUGCGAAGCGUUGACUACGUAAGUUUUUGUGAAACUAUUUAUGAGUUUGUCAGAAAAACAUUUUAUUUUUUUCAGCAAUUUGUUGGAGAUUCUGAAGACCAAAAUGGAAACCCCAGAUUGGAAUCGAUUCGAACCAGUGGCGAUGAAUUAUACAUAUGUGCUCUUUGAACGAUUCAAUGAGCAUAUUGAUAUUUCAAUCGAUCGGAAACGUGAACUCAUUGCAAAACUUAUUGAUUGGUUGAAAAUAAGCUUGGAUACACCGUUUUAUGAGAGUCGGAUUGUGCUAAAUUGUCGAAAUGAGGCGAAAGAAGAUUGUGUGGAAGAUAUUAGAAAAAUGAGAGUUCAACAGAAAGAAGAGAUAAUUGCGGCAAAACCUGUGAAACGUAAAAAGGGAAAGAGAAAAGCUGUUCGGAAAAUUAGCAGAGCCAUUGAUACAAGCAGUUCAGAUGUGAGUUUGGAAAAUAUGGGGAAAGAAUUCUAGAUUUGUUUAAUCUACCUUGGUACAUGUAGGAAUUCAACAAGUAUAUUGUUUCUUGUGAAAAAAUAGGAAAAACAAAAAAUACAUAAUUUUAGCAUUGUUCUCAUUUUCAUAUUGUCACGUCAUACGUCAAUUUUAGCCUUUUCCGUGGGCGAGAGAAGAUUUCCAAUUUCAAUUUACAUAUGUCAGCUUUGAUUGACGUAAAUUGGGAUUUCUUUUGUUUUUUUUUUAUUAUAUUUCCAACCAAUAUCUCUCAACUAAAAAACCAUUUUUUAGGAGCAAGUAAAUGUUCAAAGACAACGUCAAAUGUUGGAACUUGCUGUGAAACAUCGAUUGAAUUUCAGUGAGUUUUUUUUUCAAAUUUAAUAAAUUCAACUACAAAGAGUUGAUUUUUACAGUGAGUUCGAGCGAAUCAGUGGAGCGUGAAAUCAGCGAACUUGAAAUUGAAUUGGAUGGUGCAAGUACAAUUCUUCAAAAAUGGUCAAAACGUGAUAAAGUUAUCUUGAUUGUCAAAUUAUUCUGCAAACUUUCGCAUAUUUUAUCAGUCAAUGAGUUUGUGAAAUAUAUCGCUGAGAUUUUGGGAUUCCUCCCAAUUUCUGAAAAAUGCGAAGAACAUCGGCAAUUGCAAUAUUCGAACUUGGUUAUCUUAUUUGCUGAAUUGUCUUUGGAAGUUUUCAAAAUAAUUAGAUGGCGCAAUCAAUAUUCGGAAGAAUGUGUUGAUGUUAUGAAUCAAAUGUGGGCUCUUCAUACUUUAGUCGUCAUCAUUUUUUCGCAGGUAAAGUUUGAGGGCCUACCUUGAACCUAAUUUUGAAACCUAAUUUUAAAACAUUUUUGUUCAAAAUGUUAUGGGAAUUACUUUUUUAUGAGUGAUGUCAUUUUUUCACAAUUAGAAAAAACGUUUGCCUUUUUCCCAAAAAAAAAAGUUUAUCGAGGUUUAUCACGAUAUCAGUGUUAUUAUAAUUAUUAUUCUCUUUAAAAAUUCUCAAAUCAUUUUUUAGGUUGAUGAAAACGUAAUGACCGAUUCAACAAUAUAUUCUCACUACGAAACUUGUCUCAAUUUGUUGCAAGCUUUGUUAUUUGAAUACUUCUACAUCAUCUCAACUAACUGUUAUGAAGUCGAACCAGAUUUUGUGCAAAACUUUUUCAACUUCGAAAACUUUUAUUGGUUCAAUCUUCCAACAAUGAGUAAUGAUAUAAUCAGAUUGGCCAACGUGUUGCAAACUUGUAUUGAAAUUCCAAAACCGAUUUUCUAUCGAACAAUGUUCAUGUUCCUUGUAGUGCAUUUUAGACAACUACAAAAUACAAUUCUCACCAAAUUUCUGUUGACAUCACAACCUGGAUUCCAGAAAGUUAUAUCUGUUGCGGAAUUAUGCUAUAUCACAAAAAACGUGACAAUUCAAGAGCUUGUGGAAAUUCUUGGACAUCACGCUGGAGAUUGUGAUUUUAUGUUCAGCACAUUGAAUCAUGAUAUUAUUGAUACAAGUGCAGAUAUGAUCAAACUAUCUUCAAGAAUGUAAGCUCGAAUAUUUUUUUUACAUUUCUCAACGGAAUUUUUUCAGAGUUGAUAAACUUUCAAAUUGCCAUCAUGAAUUGCGAGUCAAUUUUCAAUUAUGGUCCAUAUUAAUCAGACAGCUUGGAAAAUGUUAUCACAAUCUGAUUGUAACUUGCAAGGACAAACCAAAUUUUGAAAUUUCUAACAAAGUGUUCUUCGAUUUCAUGUUCACGGCUCUGAAAAACCUUUUGAAAGAAUCAUGUGAGUUUAAUUUGAAAUUCUGAUAAUUAUGAAAACAAUUUAACCUUUUGAAAAAUUAUUUGUGAGAAAAAUUCAAUAACAAAACGUUCAGAUUUUACAACAUAUUCUUAGAAACCUUGCUUGUUUUUCAGCAAACAAAAAAGUGCUUAGUGAAACUUGGUAAAUGUCAAAUUUUUUAUAUUAAAUACCAAAUUGUUGAGAAUUUUUCUCGGUUCAAAACCCAUCAAAAAAUGAAAUCAAAAAAUUUUCUUGAACAUUAAAAAUAAUACUUACAUAAUCCAAAUCAUGAAUUUUUUUCAGGCUCCCAAAUGAGAUUUGCCAAAUAUAUCGUUUUCCUGCUCAAGCAAAUAAGUAAAAUAUUGCUUCUAAUCAAACCAAAUGAGUUUCUUCCAAUUUUACGAUUAAUCGAGGAAUACCGUAUUGUUCUGGCAAGCUCAGAAUACAACGAAAAAGUGGCAGAAUUUAUCAGCUAUUGUUUCCAAUUCUCUCAAAAACACGAGGAUGCAAAUUUGAAACUUGACAUUUCCCGCCUCGUCAUGCUAAUGGCAUAUGAUAUUUUUGCUACCCAACAUCCACGAAUUCGUAAACUUCAACACAUUCGAUAUUAUUGUCGAAUCAUAUUUGACUUUUUUGUUAGUGAAAUGGAAUCAGCUGCUAUUAAUAAGAAUGAGUCGAAUGAAAACAUAUUUCCACCUGAUUAUUUUAUGAUGGUAUCACAAAGCAGAAAUUUCAUCAACAUGUAUUGCUCUAUCAAAGCGCAAGUUGAAAAGGAUUUAUUUGAGGCCAAAGCAUUGUGUGUUCCAUAUCAUCUUCUCAAUGUCCACCUCAUUCUACCACUCGCCAAAAACUCUUUCGAAGAGGAUAGUGCAAAAACCUUCGAAAAAGCAUUGCUAGAAAUUGUUCAAACUGUUAUUCUUACACCUGCUAGAAAUACAGUAAUCCACUGCCUGAUGACAGUUAUUGAAAGGUUAGUUUAUUUCAAAUGUUGAUAUACCAAUAUCAGAAGUGCACGUAAUUUUUUUUUGCCUCUGACUCCGCCCACUUUUUUUUUCUAUGGCUUGUCAUUUUAUAGUAGUGCGCUUUUUUGUUGGCACGGAUUUAAUCCGCAUUUUUUUGUUCUGAAUUAUUUCCAAAGAUUUUUUUUUUCAUUUUGUAAAAAAUAUAUUGUGAUAAGCUUUUUUCUAGGUUAUUCUGUGUUUUGAGAUCAUGGAGCUUCAGAAUUGAAACUUGAUAUUCAUUUUGAAAUGUAAACUAACAUAAGCAUUCAGGAUUCAGAAUUUUUUAAAAUUUCAUUUCGGUUUUUCGAACGAAAAGUAUUUUAUUACAUUUUUCUUUAAAAAAUUCUGAACUUAAAAAUCUGAGGAUUUUGUUUUUAGAUUUCUGAAUAUAAGCAUUGUCACGUCAUAACCUAAUUUCAUAACUCAAGUCUCUGGAACUUUUUGAAUUCACCAAAUCAUUUGUUUUUCAGAGUAGUUCAAGUGAAAAAUUCGAAAUUUGAAAACGAUCAAAAAAUCAAAGUUUGCGACGAGAUUUUCCACGCAGUUCAUAAUGUGGUGAUGAAUUACAAUCUGGAUUCUUCAAUAUUUUCAUUGCCUCAGGCCAACGAUCUCAAAAAACUUAUGUUUCAAAGUAGUCAAAUUUUCUUAUCGGUAAGGAAAUUAAUAUUGGAUUUUUUACUUCUCACAGUAAACUAAUAAUUUUUCAGCUUUCUGUGUUUGAUAAAAGCAUAAUUGAUUAUCUCGCUGACACAAAUGGCGAUUUCAAUUGGAUAACCAAUGAUCUCAAAAAUCUCUGUGAACCUGGUCAAAUCAUUCCAUUCCUCAUUUUCAAGUACAACAAUGCGCCAGCAAAUUCAUUGGCAAAACGAAGAUUUCUUGAUGUCCUCAGCCAUUGUGCAUCAUAUUAUCAAGUUCCGACUUAUUUUAGGGAUUCGCUGAGAGAGCCAAAUGUUAUGUGAGUUUUUAACAUUAUUUUUGUUAUUCAGUGAGUGUAUAACAAAUACAAAAUCAUUAUUGGGGAUUAAAAAGAGAAUUGAUAAUGAUAAUUAAUCUCUUGUUGCCAUUUGUAAUUCUGGAAGAUUAGAUUAGCAGCGAUGAUGGAAACUGACCUCUUCAAGAAAAUGAUAUUAAUCAUCAUUGAGAAUGUCAAAUCAAAAACUUUCUAGUUUUGGUUUUACAGAGGGAUUUUUUUCGAAACGGCUGAAAAGCUAAUAGAAAACAGAAAGUAGAACUCUUUUUUAUUCGUUUCAGUCUCAAAACAACGUUACUUCAAAAUUCAAAUAAUCAUUUUCCAGUGAACACGGUGCAAAUCUAAUAGAAGGUGUAUCAAUUUCAACCUGGUUCAAUUUACCAAAACCCCCAAAUUGCAACACAUUUGUAUUUCUUCUUGGUUGCACAUUCCGGGUUACUUUCAACUCUGAUCGCAAAUCUUUUUCAAUCAGCUUUGCUCAAAAGUGAGUUUUUAUACGUGAUUUUGUUAGAAAAUUGUUUGAUUUUCAGUCAAAGUUCUCUUGUGUCCAAAACCAUUCAACAUUGCUUCAUUAAUCCUUUUAAAUGGCAUCUUCUCACAAUUAGUUUGAAAGCAUCAAUGGAUGGUGUAUUAGUGAUUACGGUGAGUUUUGCACGCAACUAGAGUUUAGUUUUGAAUAUAUUAUGUGGAUGAAGCUAUAGCCACUUAAUAUUUCAGUUAUCUAUUGAUGAACAUUGUGAAAAACUCGAAUUUGAUGAGAACAAUCUUCCCAACAAAAAGCUUUUCCGAAGCGUCAAAAAUACAAUAAUUCGUUGGGACUUGACUGAUAUUUUCCAUACACCAGUUAUUAUUCGAAAUGGAGUUUUGAAUUAUCAACACGUUGCUGCAAUAAUGGCGAUGGGUCCACAAUCUCGACAAAAUAUUGGUAGUGCAAAUAUUCAAAAUAUUCCGAUUCUUCGUUUCAAUCGUUUGAGAAUUGCAAAUAAUGAUGAGAAAUUGAUAAACAUUUUCGAUGAAAAUAUUCUCCAAGACGUCCAAACACUUGAAUCUCAUGUGAUUGACAAAUUUUGUCAUGAGAGAGUUCAACGAAUGAAUUUCCAUCAACAAUUCGUUGCAGCUGGUGGUAUUCCAGCACUUUUGUUGUUGUAUGGAAGGGUAAGGAAUUUUAGGAAGUUGAAAAAAAUCAAUAAAAUUGGUUUUCCAGGCAUUGAUAGACUGCUGCGAUGUCUCAAUUCAAAAUUAUCUCAUUCGAUUGAUUUUGACUCUUAUGUCAAAACCUCAUGUUGAUUCUGAAAGAUGGCCAAUCUCACCUGCAAAAUCAGUGCUCGCAUUCCUUUUCAAAUCUGAUCUCACUAUUUUCAACGAUGAAACUUUGGAGGUAAAAAUAAGUGUUUCUAAAACUUCACAAUUCUUGUUCUUAUAGAUAUUGAUCCUACACUGUUUCGAAAUCCCAAUGAACAUGAAACAAGAAGAUUCUGAACCUUUCAAGCGCAACAAUCUGAAAAUGGAGAAUUUUGAAAUGCUUUUGCUUAGACUCACAAAAUCAUAUGUUAAAGAUGUUGAAAUUCUCGAAAAUUUGGUUAAGGAUUGGGAUUUAUGGGUCUAUCGACCAUUGUUAUUCACAAAACUUAUCAAAUGUUUGGCAAGCAGUGUAUCAACUUACAAUUCAUAUAACAUCAACAAUUUGCAUCCGCUAGUCAAACAUAUUAUGAAGGUAUAGAUGAAUUUUGAAAUUAAUUCAAAAUCAAAAAUACUUUUCAGACUUUGACAACGAUUUUUGAACAAAAACCAGACUGGGGAGUUCGCGGAGAUGAAUUGGCUUGUGAAGUUGGCAAGUUUUGCGGUAUAAUCGUCAAAUCUUUAUCCGGACAAUCAAAAAUCGAAUGUGCUCAUGAACUUUGGAAUUGCCUGUUGUUGCUGAAACCUGCAUCAGAUAUGUAUGUUGAAAAUGAUCAAGUUACACAUCAUCAAUGGUUCAACGAAGAUGCGAUAGAUCACGAACUUCGAAUUCUGUCAGAUAUCAAAUUGCCAUCAAGUUCUGAAAAGCCGAAAAUUAUUGUGACUGAAAAUAUGGAAAAAUAUGUGCAAGAUGAUUCGGAUGAUGAUUCUGAUGAAGAUGAUUCUGGUUCUGAAGUUUUCUCAGAAAAUGAGCACAUUGAUGGAAGAGAAGAUGAAUUGAUGGAAAUUGCAGAAGAAGAUGAUAGAGUUCCUAGCCCAGCACCAUCUGUCCAAUCAGAUUUCAUUCCAAUUUUUGAAAAGAUUUCGGUAUGGUUUUUUCAGUACAAAAGAUAUGAUAAAAAUAGAAUUAACAUGAACUUGAUGAACUCAGAUUCUAUAAUAAAAGGGAUUAAAUUCAUUCAUUUCAUUAAUAAAAGCGAUGAUGUAAAUAGCUAUUUUUAUAUUUACUAUGUCCAUACUAUAAACCGGUGGAUUAGUAAAAUUAUUUUCAGUGUUGAGCAUAUUUUCAGGGAUCGGGAUUCUUCUGAUCUUUUUUGAGAUAAGGUUAACAGUUUCAAUGCACAUGUCAAGUGUUUGUUUUAAGUUAUUUUGUGAACUAUCAUAAUUUAAAUCAAAACCAUGAAAAAUUGAUAUUUUCAAAAACAAAAUUGCAUUGAAAACUUUAGCUAUGACUCAAAAUCCAAUGAAACACUAAAAAGAUCAGAAACUAACAGAUCAUAUUCAAACAAUUAGCUAACCUUUUCAGUUUUUCUUAAUCCAGUUCGAAAAUUAAUUUGAUUCUUCCAAGAAACUGUAAGUCUUCCUUGAACUCUGGCCACACGAAACUAUAUAUUUUAUUUUAUCGUUCUUUGAACCCAGAUUUUCAAGUGGGAAGGAAGUGGAUUAUAAUUAAUACAUUUUGAAAAGUAUGAUGUGAUUGUGAAAUACCUAUUUUUAAAUUAAUACCAUGCGUGUUCUAUGCUUGAGAUUAUCAUUUGAAAAAAUUAUAUAAGCUACAAGUUUCCAAAUAUUUGAAAUAGUGACACAAAUUAUGUAUUCAAAUAAAUUUUUUUAGAACAGCCAACACUUCAUCAAACGAUCUUGGGAUGUUCUUCUCCAAAAAGAAAUCUAUGAUAUUUUAAUCGAACUUGUGAUGUUGUCUCCAGAUGAUGAGAGAAUUGGAAAUGAUUCGUUAUGCGAAGAACUUCUUAUUGUUUUCCUGACCAAGCAAAAUGACAAUUGGAUUAUUUCAAGAAUUAUGAAAUUAUUUGCUGCAUUGAUGGUAAGACUUUUUACCCUGUCAAAUAUUUUCAAUGUUUUUUUUUUCAGAACUACUGCACAUCAUUGGAAGAUCAAUUUUUGAUCUGUAAAUCGGAACAAUUCAAAAUUCUUGCUGCUCAAUUGCGAGGUCGCCCUCUCGAUUUGUCGGUUUCGAAUAGUUUGUUUUCGAUCUUAUUCCAAGAAGAAGUCGAUAUUUCAGCGGGGUAAAUCUGAAACUUUAAUUUGAAAACAACUAAUCUGAAAUUUUCAGAUUGGACUCGGCGCAUGUUAUGAGAUUUGAACCAAAUCUAAUUUCUUGCCAUGUUUUGGAUGCAAUUCUUGUUGCGUUUGAGGAAUCUCUUCACGUUGAUGAUGCUGGUGAAAUGUUUAUUCACACAUGUGCAGCGUUGUCCAUAAUUUAUGAAAACAAUUCUCAACUUGCUCUUGCUCUGAUUGACAGGAAAAUUGAAGAAGUUAUGGUAAAUGUGAUGUAUCAACUGUGCAUUUAUCCAACUUUGGAGAACACAAAGGAUACAGUUCAUAUGAAGAAAACAUCGUGGAUGUCAUUUGCCAAAAAACUUGUGAAUAUUUCAAUUACCACAAGUUCUCAAAAAUAUUAUCAAUGUUCGGAGAAAUUGGUAAAACUCAUAAUUUUGUCGCAUGUGCAAGAAAAAUCAGAUGGAAAUGAGAAUCCAAACAAAGUUGUGCAAGAAAACAUUUAUCAUGUACUUUGUACUUUGCUCUUCGAGUUGUUGCAAUCACUUUUGGGAACAGCGGAUGUGGAUUCUCAAAAUCAUCGAAGUGCGAGUGCUUCAAAUACACCAUGUGGUAAAUGUUUUCUAGUAACAUAAAUAUUACAAAAUUGUUCGGCGUGUAGAUAAUAUUUUCUAGAAAGUUUAAAAAAAACAAAAUAAAAUUAAUUAAUUAACUACGACACUACACUUGCCUGUUGUUUACCCUACCUUCUUUUUUUUCUCCCUCUACUUUUCACACAAUAUCUCUAACCAACGCCACUUGCCAUUUAUAUUUCAUAUCUACAUUAAAAAACAUAUUUUCACAAAAAAAUUGAAAAUUUCAGGUACAAAUGGUCCAAACACGCCAGAAGAUCUCGACUAUGUUUACAUUCAUGAAUCAACUCAUAAAUGGACUGAUGGUUUGGUCAAGUUCAAAGACAAGUUGCGUCAAAAGUUCCAAGGCUUCUCACCAAAUCUCAAAUGCCCAUAUCCAAAGAAAACACUUCAACCAUUAUCACCAUUUGAAAUGACAACUCGAGUCAAGCGAGUUUUCACAAUCUGCAACAUGUUUUAUACAAUUUGUAGACCGCCAGGUUUCUGCUCUGAUGAAGAUGUUUCUCUUCAUCACGUAUAUUUCCAUACUUUGGCUCGAAUUGCUUUAGAUGAUUCAUUGAUAACAACAACUCCGUGGUUUUUAUCAAUUCAACCGGACGCACGAAUGCAUUUUGCUGGAUUCAUUGCUUCAGUUUUAUUCGACUAUCCAAGAAAAAUGGGAAGAACAGAAAACCAAUUAUUCUACCAUGUUGAUGUUCGAAAAAUGAAAAUUCUGAAUAAGUUGAUGCAAUCAACACCAAUCAGCAAAAUAAAAUCAAUCUUGAGUAUGAAUGUGAAUUUCGAAGCUUGUAUACAGACUGGAUUAUUGGAAGAUGUGUUUUCAAGACAUUCGGAUGAUGUGUUUUUGGAAAUGUGUUUGCAGUUUUUGAAAAUGUUCGAUUUUCAGUAUUACGAAUAUGGUAAGUUAUUGAUUGUUAAAGCAUACCUUGAAAUUACCUUUAAAUUUUCAGCCAAGAAUGCUGAGACCCUCGACGCUGAUACUAUUCAACUGUUAUCCUCCGAAUAUGAUAUGGUUGCUCAAUGUUGCAAUGAAGACCGAAAAGUAGCUAUUCGAGAACUUCUUCAUCCUUGUCUUAUUUGGAAACUUCAACAACAAUCUGAAGAAUACAAAUUGACAGUGAAUGAGCUCACACAACAUGCCGUGAUGAUGCAAGGUGAUGCGAGAAAAAUUGGAUAUACAAGAUUGAGUCGACAUUUCAAGGGUGAAGCUAUGGCAAAAACCGAGUUUGUGAAGUAUAAGGUAGGUGCUUCGAAAUAUGAACAAUAUUCAAAGACAAAUUAAUAAUUUUAGGACGUCCUGGGGCACAUUGGCAGAAGACCGAAAACAAUUAAUGAGUAUCCACCAAUGAAAGUAUCAGCUGUUCAAGGUCCAAGAGGUGAAAGAAUCAGAUUUGAUGAUACCACAAAUGUUUUACCGGAAAAAUUCCAUUCAGUUCCUAUCGAUCGAAAUAGGCCGUUAGCAACAUUAUGGGUAAGAAAAAUCUUUAAAAUCUAUAUCCUUAUCUUUAUUUUUUUAGGAUUCAAUUCAAAUGAUUCAUGCUAAUCGAUCUGUUAAGGAAAGCAGUUUAUUCACAUGUGAUUCAACUCUCGUUCUUAAUGGCUCAUAUUAUGAUGGCGUUUUGGUUCUCACAGAUGUUAAUUUAUAUUUCCUCCCAAAUAACGAAUCUCAGAAGAAUAUGCAUAUUGAGAUUUCGUUCACUACAAUAUUGACACUUCAUUAUAGAAGAUUUGAAUUGAAGAAUUUAGCAUUUGAAUUGUUCAUGGAUAAUCAUUCAACAUGGUUUUUCGCGAUUAGACUUCCGGAGGACAGAAGACUCGCAAUUACAUUAAUAACUGAUCGAUCAAAAUGUAAAAUUGCCGAACCAUCAGAUAUUUUGCAAUAUUCAAAAGAUUGGGAGAAUGGAAAAAUCACAAAUUUCGAGUAUCUUAUGAUAUUGAAUGCAUAUGCUGGAAGAACAUAUCAUGAUUUCAUGCAAUAUCCAAUAAUGCCACAUAUUAUAUCAAAUUUGGACACGGAUGAGAUUGAUUUGAAUGAUUCAGAGAGUUAUCGUAAUUUGGCGAAACCAAUUGCAGUUCAAAGGGAGUCAAUGGAAGAAAGAUAUCGAAAUUGUUAUGAUAUGCUAGCUGAAUCAAUGAGUAAUGAUACACACUCUGCACCAUAUCAUUAUGCAUCACUUUAUUCAAAUCUUGCAACAGUGUCAUAUUAUCUAGUUCGUCUACUUCCUCACGCUAAAAUUGCAAUUGAUUUCCAAGAUGGAUCAUUCGAUGUUCCUGAUAGAAUAUUCCACGAUUUCAGUUCGACAUUCCGAUUGGCUGCUGGUGGAUCAGCAACCGAUUAUAAAGAACUUGUUCCAGAAAUGUUCACAACUCCUGAAGUUUUUCUAAAUGUCAAUAAUAUGAAUUUCGGAACUUGUCAGAAUGGUGAAGUUGUGAAUGAUGUGGUGUUACCAAAAUGGUGUUUUGCAACAAUAUCGGAUAAUGAAUUUUUGGGUGAUGAACAGAAUAUGAGACGAUUCAAAGCUGAUUUGUUUAUUAUUGCUCAACGUCAUGCUUUGGGUAAGUAUCACUUUUCUGACUAAUUGUUUCAGAAUUAGUCUAGAAGAAAAUCUUAAAUUUCAGAAUCUCAACAAGUUCAAAAAAGAUUAAAUGAAUGGAUCGACUUGAUUUUCGGAUAUAAGCAAACUGGAUUAGCUGCUCGCCAAGCUCUCAACAUUUAUCACCCAGCUGUUUAUCCGGAAAGUAUUCCUCCAGAUCAUACAGAUUCAAUUCUCUAUGCGGCUCACAAAGCAAAUGUCAGAAAUAUUGGACAGGCUCCAAUUCAACUAUUCACAAAACCACAUGUUGCAAGGCAUAUUGAACAAUCUUCCGAUGAUGAAUUUAUCAUAGGUGGUAUUAAAGGAUUAGGGUGAGUUGAAGUUGUACAAUUUUCUAAUUCAACCAUGGAUAUUAGUAAAACAAUUUCAAAUUUUUCAGAAUCGGCAAUCAAAUUUAUCACCAUCCGCUAGAACUGAAAGAAAUUGACGUAGCUGAAGAAGUCAAAGUGAACAAGAUAAAAAAUAUGUUCAGUGAGCGAAGCACAAGUGACAAAGUAUUGCACAGCUCUACAUUUUUCCCAACUAGAAAUGAUUUCAAAAACAUCACCGUCACAUUUGAUGAUUAUACUAUUACUAUUAGCGAUGUCAAGUUGAAACAAUCAAUAACCAAGCGAAUGUCUGGAAAGGUAAAAUGAAUAGUGUUAGAAAAAACAAUAAAAUUUUGAUAUGUUCCAGAUUCAAACCGUCCAACAUUAUUCCGACAGUCAAUAUAUUGCAUCAAUGGGUGUGAAUGGUGUUAUUGAUUUUUAUAAAAUUUUACAGAAAAACUUUUUUGGAGAAUUUGUAAGUUUCGAAUUCUUAAUAUUUUAUGAAUUUUUGAUUUUCAGACAUUGGGUGUUGUAUAUGAUGGAGCAAUUCAUGCAACCUAUGGAACAUUUAGAGAUUUGGACGUGUGCCAAAGUUUUAAUGGUGUUUUUACUGUUAGCAAUCCGAUGUUGGCUAAACAGUAUAUUUCUGUUUGGGAUCUUUAUGAGUGAGUAUAUUUCUCAAACUCACUUCCAAUCAACAAAAUAACCAAUGUUUUUCAGAAAGCGUUUAAUCAGAUGUACUGAAAUCGAUGCCGAACGUCUUGAAAUUUUUGGUGUUUUGAAACAUUCAGGAGAAUUAUUCGUUGCUGACAAAUCAACAUAUUUAGAAGAUAUCAAACGUUCGAUGAUUUGCAAAUUUUCGGUGAAGAAUAUUUUUUUUUCUGAAAAAAAUAAUAUGUUUUCUAAUUUUCAGAUUAAUGGUCGAUUAAUGAUGAAACAAACUUAUGAUUAUGGUUUUAUUGAUGGCGCUUUGUCACAAAUCAAACCUGGCGAGGGAAUUCCAAUGCUCGCUAACACUUGCACUGAUUUAUAUAUCCGUAUAUUUGAAACUAUCACAUUGACAUGUGUUAGAUGUAUCGAUUUUUCGAAGUCGAUCAAAAAUCCACCACACAGGUAAUUUUUAUUUUUUUUAUUUUAGUACUUUCGAAAUAAAAAAAUUUUGUGUUUCAGAAUCGAAUACGAAUCUGAUGGAAAUAUUGUGAUCUUCGAUGAUCAUAAAAAUAAAUGGAAAUUUGUGCGAAAAACUAAUUAA